This is a messenger RNA of Adineta ricciae, 1218 nucleotides long. The record is from the annotation of a GenBank genome assembly. Lineage: Eukaryota; Metazoa; Rotifera; Eurotatoria; Adinetida; Adinetidae.
AUGUUGAAUAGAUACAUUCUAACUUUACUCAUUGUAUGCUCAUUACGUCAUGCUAAACCUCUAUCGGGAAUUCAACAGUUUGAUCCAGAUUGUGACUACAAUAUAACUCAAAUGAUUCAAAGUAAAGGCUAUCCAUGCGAAGAACAUAAAGUGAUCACAAAGGAUGGUUACAUUCUGGGUGUUUUUCGCAUUCCACAUGGUAGAAAGUCGACAACGUCUGGUCGGCCAGUUCUUUUACAGCACGGUCUUCUUGAUUCAGCAACAACAUGGGUGAUGAACUUUCCUGAUCAAAGUCUUGGCUAUAUUCUUGCCGAUGCUGGCUACGAUGUUUGGCUUGGCAACAUGCGUGGCAAUUACUAUUCUCGGGCUCAUACGAAAUACAAUCCUGAUCACGACGAAGAAUUCUGGGAUUUUAGUUGGGAUGAGAUGGCAGGAAUUGACCUUCCGUCCAUGAUCUAUUACAUUCUCAAUGUCACUAAACACACGCAAAUCGGUUAUGUUGGCCAUUCGCAAGGAACAAUGAUUGCUUUUGCUGAAUUCGGCAAUCCAAAUAGUGUUGUACAGAAUAACGUCAGUUUCUGGGGAGCAUUGGCUCCUGUCGCACACGUUGGUCAUAUUGAAUCGCCGAUUCGAUAUUUAUCAUCAGCAACGAUAAUGAAAGAUGUUGAACUUUAUUGGCAUUUAUUAUUUGGUCGAAAUGAAUUUCUUCCAUCGAGUUAUAUAAUAAAAUGGCUCGGAAAAUUUGCCUGCGACAAAUUUAUCAUCGAUCGCGUGGUAUGUGACAAUAUUUUUUUUGUUCUCUUUGGACCCGAAAAGAAAAAUUUGAAUGAAACACGUAUGCCUGUUUAUGUAUCACAUGUGCCUGAUGGUACAUCUGUGAAAAACAUGAUUCACUUUGCACAGGGUGUACAAAGUAAUACAUUUCAAGCAUACGAUUAUGGCUCUCCUGAUAAAAAUCGACAACACUAUAAUCAAACUAUACCACCAGCAUAUUCGAUUCGUUCAAUGAAAGUUCCAACAGCUAUAUUUUCCGGUGGCGAAGAUUGGUUGGCUGAUCCAACCGAUGUCAAUUAUAUUCUUGACAAUGUUCAAAACAUCGUCUAUAAAAAGUACAUUGCAAAUUACAAUCACAUCGAUUUUGUAUGGGCUCUGACAGCAAACAAACUUGUCUAUGCUGAUUUACUUAGCGCCAUGCAAAAAUAUCAUCCACCCAAUUAA